Medicago truncatula (barrel medic) is the source of this 748-nucleotide messenger RNA. RefSeq names its product apoptotic chromatin condensation inducer in the nucleus. The transcript has a single exon. NCBI's taxonomy places the organism in Eukaryota, Viridiplantae, Streptophyta, Magnoliopsida, Fabales, Fabaceae. Bases 201 to 578 code for a protein of 125 amino acids. The record is from RefSeq and is a predicted model, not a curated record.
UGAAUCAACUAAGUUUAUGAGGUCAUCUUCAUAGAACCAACCUCGUAGUUUCUUAGCUGGUCUCUUUGAAAUUGCUAGAACUCACACAACACGUAUCUUCAAAACGCGCUCUACGUCAAUUAUAGUACAUAAUCAACAACAAUACUAUUUAUAGCCAACAAGAGAAACAAAAACAUCAAGAGGGUUCAACCUCCUUAUUAAUGGCUGAAUUAGCACCCUCUUCUUCUUGUUGGCGUAAGAUGAAGAUUGUGGAAUAUGAUCAACACUUGAUUAAUGAGUGUGAUGUGGAUGCAGCUCAAAAGCUUAUGGAUCUUAGUGAUGAAGAGAAGAGCAACAACAACAUUAGAGGAAGAGCAAGCAAGAGGAUGCGAAGCAACAGGCAAGAAGAAGAAGAAGAAGAAGAAGAAGAAGAAAAAAAGCAACAAAGUGAUGAUAUUGUAAUGGCCAAGAUACAAGAGAUUUUUGGGAAAGAUGUUGAAGUUUUUCCUAUAGUUAAGAAACAAAGGAGAUAUCGUUCUCUUGUGAAUAUUUACAUGGUUACUACACCUAUUAAUAAUGAUACAAGGGUGAGUGCAUGAUGACAAUGAAUUGAGAACUAAGAACGUAGCUAGCUUUAACUUUCCUGAUAAUAAUUGUAUGAUGGGUCACUCCCAGGAUUUUGUAUUUUCUCAUGGAAAAUGGAAAAUAAUAUAUGUUCAGUACUACUUGAGUGCCAAAAAAAAAUGCUAAGUGCUACUUUCGUUUUUAA